Molecule: messenger RNA, 630 nt
Organism: Porites evermanni
Lineage: Eukaryota; Metazoa; Cnidaria; Anthozoa; Scleractinia; Poritidae
Source: the annotation of a GenBank genome assembly
AUGAUAACAGCAGUGAUAGCUAUGGUCUUGGCUAUCAAGGACAUGUAUUUGAUGAUGACUAAUCUGUGGGAAUUAGUCAAGUCCUUGGUGCUUGGUGCCUACAUAAUUAUAUCCUGGGAGAGUGAACGCGGAUCAUGUAUUUUACCCUUAUCUUCCGUGUUUUUUGCGCUAACUCAGUUCCUGCGAUGGCCAAGGUGGCUGAAAGAUUUCCUCAGUGAAGUGAGAAUCGUCUGUGGCCCUGCCUUUCCCAUUUCCGUCUUCGCAACAUGGUUGAAACGGAGUGAACCUUCUGGCUCGUCAUUCUGGGUUCUUCUCGUUGCUGUACUCGGUUCCUCGGUAGCCGCCAUCUAUUUUCGCCCCGACAACUCUGAAGUUUUGGUCUUGUUUCAUCUGCCAGUCCCCAGCUCGAGAGACAGGAAAGUUUGUCAUGCAAUAUUGAUGUUUUUCAGUCUCCUUUGUUUGACAGUGCAUAUUUUAUUGUAUCAAACUUUUCCUUCCAUUUACUGUAAACCUGUUUCUAUCGUGGUGGUCAUACUGUGCGUGUGUUUCUUUUUUGGCGCCACUGACGCCGCGCACCGCGCGUAUCAUUGGAUCGGCCAUUUUUUUCCGGGAAACCGUGACCGUGAUUGA